Messenger RNA from Protopterus annectens (West African lungfish), 3754 nucleotides. It is a transcript of the gene PIK3CG, whose product is annotated as phosphatidylinositol-4,5-bisphosphate 3-kinase catalytic subunit gamma. The record is from RefSeq and is a predicted model, not a curated record. Bases 283 to 3603 code for a protein of 1106 amino acids. The transcript is spliced from 12 exons. Gene Ontology annotation, molecular function: 1-phosphatidylinositol-3-kinase activity; 1-phosphatidylinositol-4-phosphate 3-kinase activity. Gene Ontology annotation, cellular component: phosphatidylinositol 3-kinase complex, class IB; phosphatidylinositol 3-kinase complex, class IA; cytoplasm. Gene Ontology annotation, biological process: phosphatidylinositol 3-kinase/protein kinase B signal transduction; phosphatidylinositol-3-phosphate biosynthetic process; cell migration. Lineage: Eukaryota; Metazoa; Chordata; Ceratodontiformes; Protopteridae.
AAUGAGAGUCCAAGAUGUUUGUCACUGUUCUGGCAGUCCAGAAACAUUGCAGAGUGGUGAUUUUUGAGAUGUUUCUUGCUACACGUGUCUGUCUUGCUGAACUUUUCUACAUCUCAGAUAAGCUGACUGUUGAUUAAUGAAAUAAUCUGGAAAUGUUUGCAGCAGUAUGUCAAAAAGAUUUACAGAUGAAAUUCCUGAUGAACGCAGUAAACAUGGGAUCUUAGUUCUAUCAGCCCUUUGAAAGUAAGAUGAACUCUUCAGAUUUGCAGCUCUAGCCUCGGCAUGGAACCUCUAGAGAAUUCCGAGCAGCCUGUCAUUCUGAGACAAGAGAAAAAGAGAAUUAGAAGAAGGAUGAAGCCAUUUGCAACACCAAAUACCUUUACAACAGUGGAAGUAAUAGCUAUUGAGUUUCUAUUGCCAACAAUUAAUAAACAUACUAAUAAAGCAGAGACCCUGAUAUUGGAUAUCACUGGGAACUGCACUGUUGAGCAAAUGCAAGUACAAGUCUGGAUGAAUGCAAUUGAGUCAAGUGUAAACCCAGAAUUCUACCAUCAUCUUCACCCUGAUCAGUGUAUACUCCUUUACCAGAAAAAAGGACAAUGGUAUGAAAUUUAUGACAAACAGCAAGUGAUUCAAACAUUAGAUUGUACUCUGUACUGGAAAACACUUCAGAAAACUGUAGGAAAAAUUAGCAUUAUGCAGAAGCCAAAACCAUCAGAAGAGGCCUUGCAGUUUCAAAAGCAACUGAAUUACUUAAUAGGUAUUGAUGUUACUGAUGUCAGCAAUGUGCAUGAUGAUGAACUGGAAUUCACACGCCGUAAACUGAUGACUUCUCGAAUAAUCGAAGUAACAAGUAGAGAUCCAAAACUGUACUCCAUGGAUCCAUGGAUCACAUCUAAACCUCUUCCAGAGUUUUUAUUAAGUAAAAUAAUCAACAAUAAUAUCUUCAUUGUCAUCCACAGAGGAACAACAAGUCAGACAAUAAAAGUUUCAAUUGAUGACACACCAAAUGUGAUUCUUCAGGCAUUUUUUGCAAAAAUAGCAAAGAAAAAGUCUUUGCUGGAUAUCCCAGAAGAUCAUGAUGAGGCAGAUUUUGUUCUACGAGUCUGUGGGAGAGAUGAAUACAUUACAGGAGAAAGGCCAGUCUCAGAGUUCCACUGGAUAAGACACUGUCUGAAGAAUGCAGAAGAAAUUCAUCUUGUUCUUGAGUCUCCACCUGAUCCAAGUCUUGAUGAAGUUCAGCAGGAGGAGUGGCCACUUGUUGAUGACUGCACAGGUGUCACUGGAUCUCAAGAACAAUUGACUAUAGAAGGAAAGGACCAUGAGAAAGUAUUUACAAUUUCCUUAUGGGACUGCAACAGAAAACUUAGACUAAAGAUAAUCGGUACUGAUAUUCCAGUUCUUCCAAAAAGUACAGAACUUACUAUUUUUGUUGAAGCCACAAUUCAGCAUGGACAGCAGAUUCUUGCACAGCAAAGAACAACUUCCAAACCCUUUACUGAAGAGGUUGUCUGGAAUACGUGGCUUGAAUUUGAUAUAAAGAUUAAAGAUUUGCCCAAGGGUGCACGACUGAGUCUUCAAAUUUUCUCUGGCAAGCUACAAGCACUCUCGACAAAAACUGGCCACCAACUAUCAGAUUCCUUCAGUAGUGAUUCUAAGUUUAAAAAUCAGUUGCUUUACUAUGUAAAUCUCUUACUAAUUGAUCACCGUUCACUGCUAAGGCAAGGUGAAUACAUACUUCACAUGUGGAAGAUUCCUGAUAAGGGUGAGGAACAGGGAAGCAUCAGUGCAGAUAAACUGACAUCAGCAACCAAUCCAGACAAAGAAACAUCAAUGGCUAUUGCCAUUGUUUUAGACAAGUACUGUUUCCCCAUAACACUUCCAAAAAACAGAAUUUCUAGUUCCUCGGGUGAAAUGCAGAGGCCUGAAAUGCCAAAUCAGCUCCGCAAACAGCUUGAAGAAAUUAUAGAUACUGAUCCCUUGAAUCCAUUGAGUCCUGAGGACAAAGAAUUACUGUGGCACUUUAAGCAUGAAAGCCUGAAGCACCAGAAAGCCUAUCCUAAGCUGCUUAGUUCUGUCAAAUGGGGAUUACAGGAAGAUGUACUAAAAAUACAUCAGUUGCUAUCAAGACAGGAGGCAUGGGACUCCGGUCCUUUGGAUGUUGGGCUAGCAAUGCAGCUCUUGGACUGCAACUUUUCUGAUGAAAUGGUCCGAACAAUGGCCAUCAAAAAACUAGAAAGUUUGGGUGAUGAUGAUGUCCUUCGGUAUCUUCUGCAACUUGUACAGGCUGUGAAGUUUGAGCCAUUUCAUGACAGUGCUUUGGCAAGAUUUCUCCUCAGGCGAGCUCUCAGAAGUAAACGAAUCGGUCAUUUCCUUUUCUGGUUUCUGAGAAGUGAAAUUGCUCAGAGUAUGCAUUAUCAGCAGCGGUUUGCAGUACUGCUUGAGGCCUAUCUUAGAGGAUGUGGAAAAGCCAUGCUACAUGACUUCAUGAAACAAGUCCAAGUAACAGAAGCUCUACAAAAAGUCACACUUGAUAUCAAAUCAUUUUCUGCAGAAAAAUAUGAUGUUUCACCACAAGUGGUCAUGCAGCUACGACAGAUCCUUGAAAGGCUACAGCAGUCUGUUCUGCCAGAAAGUUUUAAAGUCCCAUAUGACCCAGGCCUCCGAGCUGGAACACUUGUGGUAGAAAAAUGCAAAGUGAUGGCUUCUAAGAAAAAACCUCUGUGGCUUGAAUUUAAAUGUGCAGAUUCGACAGCCCUGUCAAAAGAAACCAUUGGAAUCAUUUUUAAGCAUGGAGAUGAUCUCAGACAAGACAUGCUUAUUCUGCAGAUCCUGCGAAUUAUGGAAUCCAUUUGGGAAGAUGAAUCUUUGGACCUUUGCUUACUACCAUAUGGUUGCAUUUCUACUGGAAAUAAAAUAGGAAUGAUUGAAAUAGUAAAGGAUGCAACAACCAUAGCUAAAAUUCAGCAAAGCACUGUUGGUAAUACUGGCGCAUUUAAAGAUGAAAUCCUGAAUCAGUGGCUCAAAGACAAAUGUGCAAUUGAGGAGAAGUUUCUGUCUGCAGUGGAAAGGUUUGUGUAUUCAUGUGCUGGCUACUGUGUUGCCACCUUUGUGCUUGGAAUUGGAGACAGACACAAUGACAACAUUAUGAUAACAGAAUCAGGAAAUCUUUUCCAUAUUGAUUUUGGUCACAUUCUGGGCAAUUACAAAAGUUUUAUGGGAAUUAGCAAGGAAAGAGUUCCAUUCGUUUUAACUCCUGACUUUCUCUAUGUGAUGGGAAUCUCUGGAAAGAAGACAAGUGCCCACUUUAAUAAAUUUCAGGAUGUCUGUGUCAAAGCAUACUCAGCUCUCCGACAUCACACCAAUCUUCUGAUCAUUCUCUUUUCCAUGAUGCUAAUGACAGGGAUGCCCCAGUUAACCAGUAAAGAGGACAUUGAGUACAUUCGAGAAGCACUGACUGUGGGCAAAAGUGAAGAGGAAGCAAAAAAACAUUUUCUCGAUCAGAUAGAAGUUUGCCGAGAUAAAGGCUGGACUGUGCAAUUCAAUUGGUUUCUGCAUCUUGUCCUUGGAAUUAAACAAGGUGUUGAGAAACAUUCAGCAUAGAUUGCAACAUCUUUUAUGUCUUUAAACUAUUAAGCAGCCAGACUGUAAGGUGACUUAUUUGUUUCUUCUCUCAUCAAGAAUGAAACACUUGUACUAAACUUGCGCCUUUGAACCAAAUAUCAAAAAAUAAAUAUAGUUGUUCAGUGAAUAA